This is a messenger RNA of Hymenoscyphus albidus, 930 nucleotides long. NCBI's taxonomy places the organism in Eukaryota, Fungi, Ascomycota, Leotiomycetes, Helotiales, Helotiaceae. The record is from the annotation of a GenBank genome assembly.
AUGGCAUUGUCUUUCGGAAAAGUCUCCGGUGCUAUUGCCGCGAUGCACAAUGAGACCACCGCUGCGUUGGUCAAUCUCAACGCAGAUUUCACUUUGAUCAAGCUUGAAGCGCCAGCCGAAUACUCGGCUUUGGGAAACACAAUUUCCACGAAAAGAAAGACCGACGCCGAGGAAGGGACACUUCACAGGACUGCGCGAAGGUUGGGAGCCCUCUUUAAAGAUGUUCUCCCCUCAACGGACGAACUAUGUCGGGCCUAUGGGACUCGAGUAUCAGAGAUUUGUUCGAUGCUGCCUACUACAACCACCCAGGAACAUCUUGGAAUAUUUGGCAGCCAUCUAGGACUGGACAUCACCAGUAUUUGGGCUGCAGCCACCUCUGGAAGCGCGGCAAUUCAGGCACAUCUUCUUGCCUGUAUGCUUGCAAGGAUUUUCCCAAACCAAGAAGCCAUUUCGCUAUGGGUCGAAUUGGUCGAAAAGCGGAAAGAGUGGAUUCGUGUUAAGCAAGGCAAUACUCUUUAUUCGAGUGACCAUCAUAACGAGAUCAUGGCCAGCCAACAAGAUAUAUCCCGGAGUGACCUUGCUACUUGGGAUUCUAACGCUCGUGCUUGGCUUCAAAGCGCAGAUCAAGCCAAACAACGUCAACACAUACAAACGAUGCUCAUCUUGAACAACGCAAGCGUUCCUGUCAACAGCGAACCCCAGACUUACGAUAGCUUAAUGAAAGCUUGGACGACGGCUUUGGAAGCGAUGAAUUUCCUCGUCAAAGGCAUUCCUCAAAGAGUACAAGACAGCGCAACAUUAUUAGCAGUAUCGUCCUGGCAUCUCUAUCCCGACAUGAUUGUCCAUGGUACUACUCAUGCCGAUGUAAGGCAGCAAGAUCCAUUAUUCCCGACUGGAUUGUUCCUUACUCUUGGACUACAACAUGUUUGA